AUGAAUCCUACACCCUUUAAUGUAAAAUAUUUGGACCAUACCUUCUUCAAGUCGUUUAAAAAUGUUAAAAUGGUAAAAAGUAUCAGACCUGGAGGAAAGCCUGGAGCUGCUAAGGUUAAUGACAUUCGUGGUUUAAAGUAUACACCCGAGGGUGAAAUAUUUGACAAACUGCGAUUGUCGGAAGAAUGGACGAUUCUUCCUCAACGAAGACGACAAGAACUCAGUACAAAAACAUGGGCUGAACUGGAUAGUCUUCAUCAAAAUAAAAUUGAAAUCUCAGCUCGAAAAUAUUCUGAUCUCCAAGUCAACUUUAUCAGCCGAUUAUCAUGGCUUCUACAAUGAUUUGUUACAUGAAUAAUUACAUAAUAAAAAAUUAUUUUGUAACGAAAUUAUUUUAUUUUAAGUUUACUUUUGUUUUUAAAAUGCUUAGUUUGUCGUUUUUGUUCAAUGUC
Psylliodes chrysocephalus is the source of this 452-nucleotide messenger RNA. The record is from the annotation of a GenBank genome assembly. NCBI's taxonomy places the organism in Eukaryota, Metazoa, Arthropoda, Insecta, Coleoptera, Chrysomelidae.